Molecule: messenger RNA, 2110 nt
Organism: Sus scrofa (pig)
Lineage: Eukaryota; Metazoa; Chordata; Mammalia; Artiodactyla; Suidae
Gene: CIAO3
Product: cytosolic iron-sulfur assembly component 3
Source: RefSeq, a predicted model, not a curated record
GCCUCGCCGUUUUUGCAGCGUUUGGCGACGCCUGCGCGCGGUGACCCGACGGCAGUGUGGCGCCAUGGCGUCGCCCUUCAGCGGGGCCGUGCAGCUGACGGACCUGGACGAUUUCAUCGCGCCGUCUCAGGACUGCAUCAAGCCCGUGAAGGUGGAUAAGAAGCUGGGAAGCAGCGGGGCCAAGAUCUACAUCGAAGAUGAUGGGAAUUACUUCCAAGUCAGUGCGGACGGAGGGACGAGGAAGCUGGAGAAGGCCAAGAUCUCACUGGAUGACUGCCUGGCGUGCAGCGGCUGUGUCACCUCGGCAGAGACCGUGCUCAUCACUCAGCAGAGCCACGAGGAGCUGCGGAAGGUUCUAGACGCCAAUAAGACAGCAGCGCCUGGUCAGCAGAGGCUGGUUGUCAUCUCAGUCUCACCCCAGUCCCAAGCGUCACUGGCUGUGAGGUUCCAGCUGAACCCCACAGACACUGCCAGGAAGCUCACUGCGUUCUUUAAAAGAAUAGGGGCACACUACGUGUUCGACACCGCCUUCUCGAGGAACUUCAGCCUCCUUGAGAGCCAGCGAGAGUUCGUGCGGCGAUUCCGAGGACAGGCCGGCUCCCAGCAGGCCCUGCCUGUGCUCACGUCCGCCUGCCCAGGCUGGAUCUGCUACGCCGAGAAGACCCACGGGCGCGCCCUCCUCCCACACAUCAGCACCGCCCGGUCCCCACAGCAGGUCAUGGGCGCCCUGGUCAAGGACUUCUUUGCGCAGCAGCAGCAUCUGACCCCCGAUAAGAUCUACCACGUGGCGGUGAUGCCCUGUCACGACAAGAAGCUGGAAGCCUCCAGACCCGACUUCUUCAGCCAGGAGCACCAGACACGCGACGUGGAUUGUGUCAUCACAACAGGAGAGGUCCUCAAGCUGCUGGAAGAAGAAGGGGUCUCGCUGUCCGCGCUGGAGCCUGCUGCCCUGGACAGUCUGUGCAGCACUGUGUCCGACCAGGAGCCCACCAGCCAUCGGGGCGGAGGCUCGGGGGGCUACCUGGAGCACGUGUUCCGCUAUGCGGCCCGGGAGCUCUUUGGAAUCCACGUCACUGAAGUCACCUACAGACCCCUGAGGAACAAGGACCUCCAGGAGGUGACUUUGGAGCGGGAGGGCCAGGUCCUGCUGCACUUUGCUGCAGCCUACGGCUUCCGCAACAUCCAGAACCUGGUGCAGAAGCUCAAGCGAGGGCGGUGCCCGUACCAUUACGUGGAGGUCAUGGCCUGCCCUGCUGGCUGCCUGAAUGGCGGAGGCCAGCUCAAGGCCCCCGACACACCUGGCAAGGAGCUGCUCCAGCAGGUGGAGAGGCUGUAUGCCAUGGUCAGGACACAGGCGCCGGAGGACGCACCCGGGGUCCAGGAGCUGUACAGGCGCUGGCUGCAGGGCGAGGGCUCAGAGCGGGCCAGCCAGCUGCUGCACACAAGCUACCACGCGGUGGAGAAGGCUGGCUCCAGCCUCAACAUCAAGUGGUGACACCCAGGAAGGCGCGUGGGGUCCAGGGGAGCCACACCCGUGGCCCCAGGACACACCGCAAGAUGCUGGCUGAGCUGCAGGAACACAGGGACCUGUGGAGAAAGGGGACUCCAGGCUCCUGGCCCGCAAAGACGACCAGCCUCCGCUCACCUGGUCUCCCUGCUAUAGGGCCCGGAGGUGCCACGGACUUCCAGAACCUCUCCGUGGGCCCAGAGCCAAGGCUGGUUCCCUGGCUCUUCCUGGUUGUGGCAGCUAAGCUAUAAGGGCUUCCACUAGACCUGUGGGGAACUUAAGGCAGAGCAAAAGGGGGUUCCUCAUCCCCCCCUUCUAGAGUCUGAAGCUGCUAUGUGACAGCAGUGACAGACCCAAGGUCAAGUUCACAGCAGAGCUGCAGAGGGCACUGGCCCAUGAGCCCACUGGGUGGGGGGGGGGCAUCUGCAUUUGGGGGGCUGAGUCCAGGUGGGAAGCAGGCUCUGCUGGGACCAGGCUUCAGGAGCCUGUCCACCAGGUCCUGUUCACGGCUGGAGCCCCACUUGUAGGGGCAGGGGGAGGGCAGGCGGGUUCCAGGCCUGUCCUGGGGGAGCUCACCUCCAGUAAAAGGACCCCUCAAGUGGC